AUGAGAUCUCGUUAUUCUCAUUCAUUUUAUAAUAUUGAAUCAGAAGCAGAUACCAAUUUAUUAGGAUCUUAUCGUUGUCAAAAUCCAAGAUGUAUAACAUGCAAGCAUAUUAUUGAACAACAUUGGCUUAUGUCCACAGUUCAAAAUCCAAUGUUUAUUAAUCCUUAUUCAGUUAAUUGUGGUACUUCAAAUCUAGGCUAUUUAGCUACACGUACACUGUCAUUCUCAAUAUGUUGA
Messenger RNA from Rotaria sp. Silwood2, 237 nucleotides. The record is from the annotation of a GenBank genome assembly. NCBI's taxonomy places the organism in Eukaryota, Metazoa, Rotifera, Eurotatoria, Philodinida, Philodinidae.